AUGACUGCAGGUGAUCCACCCCAGCAGAAGACAAGUCAAGGAAAUGAGAAAAAGAAAGAAGAUGAGAAUAUUACUCAAGGUGAUCCACCUAAACAGAAGAGAAGUCAAGGAAAUGAGAAAAAGACAGAAGACGACAAUAUUACUCAAGUGAAUGUCACUCUAGAAGAAUUUGAGAAACAUGCUUUAAGGGAAAGGAGCGGAAGGUGGAAGAGAAACAUCUGGGUUCAUUGUGAAGACGAAGACAAAGUUCCACUCUGGAAGACACCUCUGCUAAAGUAUUACACACACCAGGCAAAUGUGGCUAACCGGAAAGACUCUGCAAUGAGGAAACAAAACUUUCACAGGGAUGAGUUCCUACGUUGCACAACAUGCGGGAAGGAGCGCAGGUUCCAUCUCAAGAGCAGACCAGACAUUAAGAACUACCAUGAUGCUUCAAACAACAAAUGCUGGACUUGUUCUCUUUGGCCUUAUCAAAAAAUAACAUGCAAUGAUGAUGAAGAGAUAUCAAGUCUGAAAGCAAGCAGCGGCUGUUCUCGUUCUUCAACUUGCCAAGGCUGCUCAACUUCUUACUGUGAAGGGUGCAUAAAGUGCCACUUUGAGGAUUGCAAUUGCCAAGAAUGCAGAGACUUUAUGCUAAAUGCUAAACCUUAA
Molecule: messenger RNA, 651 nt
Organism: Glycine soja
Lineage: Eukaryota; Viridiplantae; Streptophyta; Magnoliopsida; Fabales; Fabaceae
Product: protein ULTRAPETALA 2-like
Exons: 4
Coding region: 1-651 (216 amino acids)
Cellular component (GO): cytosol; nucleus
Source: RefSeq, a predicted model, not a curated record